Molecule: messenger RNA, 417 nt
Organism: Aspergillus oryzae RIB40
Lineage: Eukaryota; Fungi; Ascomycota; Eurotiomycetes; Eurotiales; Aspergillaceae
Exons: 3
Coding region: 1-417 (138 amino acids)
Source: RefSeq, a predicted model, not a curated record
AUGCCAAUGCCUUGUCGCACUCAAAGAUAUAAAUAUUGUUUCACUGUCAUUGUUUGCCUACCUUAUCUUCACCUCACCAAUUUUGGUUAUCUCAAGACCAAUAUCAUCCCACAUUUCAGUAACCCCAAUCACAACAGCAACAUGCAGCUCAAGUCCCUCUUCGUCGUCAUGGCCGGCCUGAUGGCCUUCGCCGCAGCGGCACCCGCUGAAGCUGAAGCCAGAGACACCGCGAACGUUCAAGCCAGAAAGUCCUGGACCGCGGAAGGCGGCUGCAAGACCGACUGGGCUGGUCGGUGCAACGCGCAAUGUAUCGGUGAGGGUGUGAGAUCUCAUGGAUGCAAGAAGAGCGAUAUCAGCUCGGGCAUUGAAUCGUCGCACUGUUUUUUUGGCUGGAAUAUUUGCAAGUGCUCUUGCUAG